Arachis ipaensis is the source of this 1693-nucleotide messenger RNA. RefSeq names its product ubiquitin C-terminal hydrolase 22. Gene Ontology annotation, biological process: protein deubiquitination. Gene Ontology annotation, molecular function: zinc ion binding; cysteine-type deubiquitinase activity. The record is from RefSeq and is a predicted model, not a curated record. Lineage: Eukaryota; Viridiplantae; Streptophyta; Magnoliopsida; Fabales; Fabaceae.
CUCCUUCCCGCCUCUACUCCUGCAUGACUUGCGCCGCCGUCUCCUGCCAUUCCCCUGCCGCCGGCUCCUCCUCCCACGCUGCAGCUCACGCCGCCUCCAUGCCGCACGGCCACCAGAUCGCCGUCGACGUCGACCGCGCUGAGCUCUUCUGCUGCGCGUGUCGUGACCAGGUCUACGAUCGCGACUUCGACGCCGCCGUCGUGAUCGCGCAGACCGCCGCUUCCACCCUCGGCGGAGCUGGAUCACCGGCGAUCCCGCCUCCACAGCCUGAGAAUCUCCGGAAGCGACGCAGGGUUGAUUACCGGCCCUGGGCGCCGGAUCUGCGCGAGAGAGCUACGAUCGCGACCUGCUCCGGCCCGAUCGCUGGUGCCGGCGAUAAUUCCUCGCCGGAGUUGCCGUGGGGACUGCGCGGGUUGAACAAUCUCGGGAACACGUGCUUCAUGAACUCGGUGCUGCAGGCGCUGCUUCAUACGCCGCCCUUGAGGAACUACUUCUUGAGCGAUCGGCACAACCGGUAUUUUUGUCAGAGGAAGAGCAAUGCCGGUGACGGUGUUGGAAGCAAUGGGCCGAAGAGACGCGGAGGCAACAGUGGUGGCUCUAACGGGAGCAAUAAUGCGCGAGUAUGCUUGGCUUGUGACAUGGAUGCUAUGUUCUCAGCUGCGUUUUCGGGAGAUCGUGUUCCUUAUAGCCCCGCAAAAUUCUUAUACAGUUGGUGGCAGCAUGCAGCUAACCUUGCCAGUUAUGAACAACAAGAUGCGCAUGAGUUCUUCAUUUCCAUGCUUGAUGGGAUCCAUGAAAAGGUGGAGAAGGAUCGCCGCAAGCUGGAUAGUGAAGGCAGUGGUGACUGUUGUAUUGCUCAUAGGGUAUUCUCUGGUAUCCUGCGAUCAGAUGUUAUGUGUAUGGCCUGUGGUUUCACAUCCACAACUUAUGACCCUUGCAUAGACAUCUCACUGGACUUGGAACCAAAUCAAGUAGGUUCUACCAAGAAGGCCGCAGCAACAUCCAAUCAUUCUUGCAAUGGUGAGUCCGAUUUAAUGAGUUCUAGCCAAAACUGUGGGACAUCUACCCUAGUGGGUUGCUUGGAGAGAUUUACAAGAGCAGAGAGAUUGGGGUCGGACCAAAAAUUUUUUUGUCAGCAGUGUCAAGUCAGGCAGGAAACUCUCAAGCAAAUGUCCAUAAGGAAGCUUCCCCUUGUUUCUUGCUUCCAUAUAAAGAGAUUUGAGCAUUCUUCAACAAGAAAGAUGUCGAGAAAGGUGGACCGCUAUCUCCAGUUCCCCUUCUCACUGGACAUGGCUCCUUAUCUUUCCUCGUCAAUCUUAAGGAGUCGGUUUGGGAACAGAAUCUUUCCUUUUGAUGGAGACGAGCCCGAUGCUCCGAAUGACCUGUCUUCGGAGUUUGAAUUGUUUGCUGUCGUUACUCACUCUGGCAAGCUAGAUGCUGGCCAUUAUGUAACUUACCUGCGAUUAAGCAAUCAGUGGUACAAGUGCGACGAUGCUUGGAUUACUCGAGUUGAUGAGAACAUUGUGAGGGCGGCCCAGGGUUACAUGAUGUUCUAUGUACAGAAGAUGCUUUACUAUAAGGCAACAGAUAAACAGGUUGCCUUGUGAUUUUCACAGGAGAUGGGUCAGAAUCAUUGGAAUUCGUUGGUUUAUACCAGUUUUAUCACCAACAUAUACCAUGGUUCCAUCUAUAC